CAGCUAGUAGUGCUCGGCGCCGGCGUUAUUGGUCUCACGAUCGCCUACCUUGCAUCUGUAGCUCCUGAUGCUUUGUUCAGGGUGACUAUCGUAGCUCGAGAUAUGCCUGAGGAUAUGGAGUCCCAGGCAUGGGCCAGUCCAUUUGCGGGCGCAAAUUGGUCCCCCAUGCCCAUGGGGGGUAUUGAUCCACGUGUGCGCCGACGGGAGCAGGUUACCUUUGACAAGUUCUGGAACAUGAUCCCUACUGGCCUUGUGAAGAAACUUCCUUCCAAGAUUUACUCAAAAAGUGCCGGAAGUGCGUCCGAGUUGUGGUGGCAUGAUCUAGUACGCGAAUUCCGAAUUCUUGCUCGGGAGGAAAUACCGGAACCAUAUGUUGCUGGAGUGGCUUUCUGCACUGUUUCUAUCAAUCCGCAGGAGUAUAUACCAUGGCUCAGCUCGGAGCUCAGGGCACGUAAUGUUGAGUUCGUUCGCCAACACGUGAGAACUCUGGAAGAGCUGAGGCCCCUGGUUGGGGCUGAUGGUAUACUGGUGAAUGCAUCCUCUCUUGGUUCCAGAUCAAUCGUUGGUGUCGAGGACACCAAACUGUUCCCAAUACGUGGACAAACAGUUCUUGUACAGUCUUCGCAGUUGCAAGAAUUUCUGGCGGAGGGUCGAUGCAUACUAACCUCGACAGACGACGGUGCAGUACCGGACACCUACAUUAUACCCCGCCCUGGAAGAUCGCUUGCGGAUACGGCACUUCUCGGGGGCACAUUCGAAGUGGGAGAUUGGGAUACCUCCCUCGACAUGAACAUUGCACAGGCUAUUUUUGAUCGUUGUUCGGAACUGGCACCCAGUCUAAGAAAUAGUGAACAGACCAAGAUACUGGCACAUAAUGUUGGCUUGCGCCCUGCGCGUGAGGGUGGACCACGGCUGGAGGCUGAGAUCGUCCAUUUUCCACUUCGCGGAGAAAAUCACAAUCUCGUCCCCUGGAACACGAUUUCUUUGGAGGAAGGAAAAAUGCGGGUCGUGCAUGCAUAUGGGUUCGGGGCGGCGGGAUACCAGACUUCGUGGGGGGUUGCAGAAGAUGUCAUGGCCAUAGUUACAGGGUUGUAAGGGUGUAGGAUAGUACGACC
Molecule: messenger RNA, 1115 nt
Organism: Pisolithus orientalis
Lineage: Eukaryota; Fungi; Basidiomycota; Agaricomycetes; Boletales; Pisolithaceae
Product: FAD dependent oxidoreductase
Exons: 8
Molecular function (GO): FAD binding; D-amino-acid oxidase activity
Source: RefSeq, a predicted model, not a curated record